UUGUGGUUGCGCUUGGGUGGGCAUCUGUGACGAAGGUCUCGAUUUUUCUAAUUUUGCUGGAUAUCAACCACAUGGAUGGGUUUUGGGCUCAGGUGGAUACUACAACCAUAAUAGUCAAGGUAUUAAAGACAUUCCAACCUUCAUACAGGAUAAUGUGAAAAUUACUGUGCACCUAAACAUGAAUAGUAAGACGGUCGCAUUUUCAGUCAACGGUGAAAGAUAUCUACCACUUCCACCAUGGACCAAUCUCCCAUCAAACCUUUAUUUUGUCGCUUCACUCGUCUAUCCGGGAAAAUUUAGGAUUUUAGCACCAGAGGAUUAA
Messenger RNA from Acaulospora morrowiae, 322 nucleotides. The record is from the annotation of a GenBank genome assembly. Lineage: Eukaryota; Fungi; Glomeromycota; Glomeromycetes; Diversisporales; Acaulosporaceae.